CCUGGAAUCAGCUGACUAGCAAGGUGAUUGACCAGACCUACGUUAACGCGACCUACAGCGUGGACACUUUUUUCUUCAUGAGUGGCCUGUUGGUGGUCUACGGGGUCUUGAGGGAGCAGCAGAGGUCAGGCAGGGUCAACUGGAUUUUGUACUAUGUUCAUCGUAUUGUCAGGCUUCUCCCGUCCAUUGCCAUGACCGUCGGGAUGGCAGCGACGCUUGCGAAAUUUGCGUUGGUUGGGCCUUUCGGUGGAGAAGUCCAACGCAGCCUUGUAGACAGCUGCAGGUCCUAUGGUUGGAGAGAUAUUCUCUUCUUGACCAACAUUGAUUUGACUGCAGUUUGUCUAGGCCAGUGUUGGUAUACAUCAGUCGAUACACAAAUCUACAUUUUCCUUCCCAUAAUUCUAAUUCCGCUGAUUUGGAAACCGAAAAUAGGCGUCGCGUGGAUGGCGCUUGUGACCGUCGUCUUCCUCAGCGUGACUCCUCUAACAAUUGCAGUUGCUCACACUUUACCGGAUGGAAUCAAUUUCGUCAACCCGGAUUAUGAUAUCAAUACGGACUUCUACACGUACGACAAACCCUGGUGUCGCGCCUCAGCUUACCUCGUGGGCUGCUGGGCGGGCUGGCUCCUCUUCAAGACGCAGAACAAGAAGGUCAAGAUGGCGAUGUGGCAAGCCUCGCUGGGCUGGCUUGUGGCGGCGGCUGUGGCUUCCUCGGUGCUCUACGGAGUGACGGACUACAACAGCUUGUAUCGCGGCGACUUCUUCCCCAAGCCCAUUCCCCUUUGGCUGGCGGCGCUGUACGGAGGCCUCAGCAGACCGGCCUGGGCGCUGGCACUGCUGUGGGUCGUGUUCGCCUGCCACACCGGAUACGGGGGACUCAUCGACGAAUUCCUUUCACAUCCUUCGUGGCAGCCUCUUAGUCGCCUCACCUACUCCCUCUACCUCGUGGGAAUUGUUGUGCAGUUGAUGUACGUCGGUUCUGUAACGUUACCCCUGUACCUCGACCAAACUAGCACGAUCGUAGAGACAACAGGUUAUCUUUUCAUCGGUGGAUUAAUCGGCCUUUGGCUUUCGCUCGCCGUUGAAGUUCCUGUCAGUUUAUUGGAGAAAUUGCUGAUUCGUCGUCAAGACAAAACUGAUGAGGCACCGAAGAGAGAAUGAGCAGGAGCGAAGUUCAGUAAUGGCUUUGUGUGUGUGCGUGUCUACUGUGCAUGCAGUUUUUAUAAGGCAGAAAUGGUUAACUUUUUUUUUCUUUUUCUUUUUCUUUUACGUAUGUACAAGAAAACCUAAUGUGACUUUAAUGCCACCAUUAAAACAUGAUGCUAAUUUUCA
Molecule: messenger RNA, 1331 nt
Organism: Penaeus monodon (black tiger shrimp)
Lineage: Eukaryota; Metazoa; Arthropoda; Malacostraca; Decapoda; Penaeidae
Product: nose resistant to fluoxetine protein 6-like
Exons: 9
Coding region: 78-1160 (360 amino acids)
Source: RefSeq, a predicted model, not a curated record